Molecule: messenger RNA, 1617 nt
Organism: Gossypium raimondii (Peruvian cotton)
Lineage: Eukaryota; Viridiplantae; Streptophyta; Magnoliopsida; Malvales; Malvaceae
Product: probable protein phosphatase 2C 49
Exons: 3
Coding region: 157-1341 (394 amino acids)
Biological process (GO): protein dephosphorylation
Molecular function (GO): cation binding; protein serine/threonine phosphatase activity
Source: RefSeq, a predicted model, not a curated record
UAAUUCACUUUCUCGCUAAAAAAAAAAAAUCACUUACAGAUCGUUAGAACAAGAAAAAAAUCUAAAUCGAGUUUGAAGAGUUGCAGCUUUGUUGCGGCGGUUGUUUUGUGUGUGUGUUUGGGUUAUGGUAAUUGUCCGAAGAAAAACAAAACAAAGAUGGUAGCGGAAGCUGAGGUUGUUUGUCAACAAAGGGUGCCGGUGUUAGAUGUUCCAUAUUUCGGUAAAGGAAGUAACAUCGAGGAGAUUGAUGAAAUUGUUGCGGUUUCGUCGCCGGUUUCUUCACCCAAGCUCGGAAAAGUUGGCCUUCCCGCCGAUCUACCCACACCUCAACUGGAUGUGAAAUCUGUGGAAAAAAUCACAGAUCCGAGUAUUGGAACUACUACGGUGGUGCAAUUUGUUCCGGACAUUCGUUCAGGUAGUUUUGCUGAUAUUGGACCUAGGAGAUACAUGGAAGAUGAACAUAUUAGAAUUGAUGAUCUAUCUUCGCAUUUGGGUCCCCUUUUCAAGUUCCCUAAGCCUAGUGCUUUUUAUGGGGUGUUUGAUGGUCAUGGAGGUCCUGAAGCAGCUGCUUAUGUAAGGAAACAUGCUCUUAGAUUCUUUUUCGAAGAUGUCGAUUUUCCUCGGACUUGUGAAGUUGAUGAUGUUUUCAUGGAAGGGGUUGAGAAUUCCCUUAGUAAAUCGUUUCUUCUUGCUGAUCUUGCUCUUGCUGAUGAUUGUACUGUGAAUAGCUCUUCGGGCACUACAGCUCUUGUUGCUAUGAUAUUUGGAAGGCAUCUAAUGGUUGCUAAUGCUGGUGAUUGCCGAGCAGUGCUAUGCCGAAAAGGGGAGGCAGUUGAUAUGUCUGAAGAUCACAGACCUAUAUAUCCAUCAGAACGGAGGAGAGUAGAAGAUCUGGGUGGCUUUAUAGAUGAUGGGUAUCUCAAUGGCGUUCUAUCGGUUUCCAGAGCCUUGGGGGAUUGGGACAUGAAGUUCCCCAAGGGUUCUUCGUCGCCUCUCAUUGCAGAGCCAGAGUUUCGACAGGUGGUUCUAACAGAGGACGAUGAAUUCCUCAUCAUCGGGUGUGAUGGGAUUUGGGAUGUUAUGUCGAGUCAGCAUGCAGUUAGCAUAGUUCGAAAAGGAUUACGGCGGCACGAUGAUCCCGAACAAUGCGCUAGAGACCUCGUGAUGGAGGCCUUACGUUGCAACACAUUUGAUAAUCUCACCGUGAUCGUCGUAUGCUUUUCUUCACCUGAUCACCUGGAACAACCAUCUCCUAGGCCAAGAAGAUUGAGGUGUUGCAGCUUAUCAGCAGAAGCCCUGUGUAGCUUAAGGAGUUUAUUGGAUGCCAAUGCCAAGUGGUGAAUGUAAAUAGGAUUUGAAAGUUCAAUAGGGUUUAUAUUAUUAUCAUUACUGUUUUCGGCUGCUUCAGUUAGAGCUACAAAAAAAAAGCAGCUAGAAGUUUUGCAGGGGAUGUUUUUGUGGUGGAUUAUGGGCAGAUGUACACAGAGGAUGGUGGUGUAGAGAUGCUAUCAUUUAUGGAUUCUUUUUUUCCUUAAAAUCCAGGGUGGUUGCCCUUGUUCAUUCGUGAGAUUGUAUGUACAUAUUAUCGUCAAUAAAGGUCUCAAGUUUUGAUUUUUA